AUGCCAUCCCGCUCCAUUCUCUUCCCUCGCGCACCGCGUCUCCAACGGCUGUUCCAUACAAGUGCUGCUAGACACAAUCACUAUGAGACCUUGCAGGUUUCCCCAGAUGCAACACCAGCCGAGGUGAAGAAGUCCUUCUACAGCCUCUCCAAAACCCACCACCCCGACCGCAACCCCGACGACCCGGGAGCAAGCGAACGCUUCGUCGCCAUCUCCGACGCUUACGCAACAUUAUCUACCCCCGCUAAACGUCAAGAGUACGACCGCACCCUAGACCUGCACUCCUCUUCCCCCUCUUCCCACUCUAACGGCUCCCACUCGCAUCACCGUCCCCACGGCUCCUACCACUCCUCCGGGCCCGCAGGAGGCCGCCCAGCAAGCGGCCUCAGCAGGCGUCGCACCCAAUUUCGCGGGCCCCCACCAAGCUUCUACCGAUCCGGAGGCUGGGGUGAGCACUCUGCGAAACGAAAAGCAGCGCACGAUGCCUAUGCCGAAACGGCGACAGCGGGGGAGCCCGGCAUGGGGCCGGGGCAGAAGGCAUGGGGACACGAUGAAAUGAAUGAUGUGCCGCAUUUUGAUCGCGAGAGCCAUUAUCGGACGCACGAGAGGCAUAGUCAGAGGUGGCAGCGAAGGAAAGGGAUGGAGGAUCGGCAAGUGCCAGCGGGUGAAGUGCCUCCGAGCACGCUGGCAAACUUUUUGUUCGUAGGGGGGAUAAUUGUGGUUGGGACUUUGGUGCCGACUUUCAUUUUUGAGAGAAUGACCAGGACGGGAAAGAAUAAGAGAUGA
Messenger RNA from Drepanopeziza brunnea f. sp. 'multigermtubi' MB_m1, 786 nucleotides. RefSeq lists its product as uncharacterized. The record is from RefSeq and is a predicted model, not a curated record. Lineage: Eukaryota; Fungi; Ascomycota; Leotiomycetes; Helotiales; Drepanopezizaceae.